Cyclopterus lumpus (lumpfish) is the source of this 5495-nucleotide messenger RNA. Its product is annotated as caskin-2-like. The record is from RefSeq and is a predicted model, not a curated record. The transcript has 20 exons. Lineage: Eukaryota; Metazoa; Chordata; Actinopteri; Perciformes; Cyclopteridae. Bases 748 to 5091 code for a protein of 1447 amino acids. Gene Ontology annotation, molecular function: protein binding.
GUUAAAGUCACAUGUCUAAUCCUUUUUGUGCCUAUAAUCUUGAUAGCAUACGUCUAUCAAAAAUAGUUUAUUUGAUUGUUAUUAGGCCAUUACACUUUACUAUGGCACUUAUGCUGUUGAAUGGGCACAAGCUGCGCUGCAAUGAUUCGCCAAACAACAUAAAAUGAACAAGUUAAUUGUUUAUUGUUCAUUUACAUAAAAAUGCUGGAAAAGAGAUCCGAUCCAAAUCGGCUCGCUUAAGACACAUGGUAAUGCUGGGUGUAAACGGGGUCAAGAAGGCCACUCCUUUCAUGGAAUGCAUCGUUACAUUAUCGUAGACUUAAAGUGAUUUCUCCCUGUUUUUGUAGCAUUGUGGUGGAACCGCUGGUUGGAAAGCAGCUUCCCUCCAGGUUGACGGAGAUGCACUAUGAACAUACUGUCCAGCCGGCCGCUAAAUCUUGACUUGUCUUGCUGUGACUCCAGAUCCAAGACCACCGUCAAACAGCCGGCACCCAGCGGAGAUAAUGUACCCAAACUCCAACAAUGAGAGGAAAAAGAUCUCCUGGACCAGUUUACCUGAGGCUCCUUCACUCUAGAUGCUGCCAAGCCGUCCGUUCCCCAAUUGUCAUCACAUGGCCGGGAUUCUAUCAGCACUGACAAAUGUUUGCUGAAACCGUUCGCCUGAAGGAGCAUUGAAAAGACAACAAAACUAAAUAAAAGCGACCGUAGCCGUGAGCAGUUUGUGUGGCUGUGGUUAAACCUGUGAUCAUGGGGAAAGAACAGGAUCUGCUGGUGGCGGUGAAGACCGGAGAUCUUCUGCUGGCGCACAAACUUCUCUCCAAAGUCAAGUGCAACAAAACAAAGUUGCUGGGCUCCGCCAAGAGACUCAACAUCAACUACCAGGACUCAGACGGCUUCUCGGCGCUGCACCACGCCGCUCUGACGGGCACCACGGAGCUGCUGUCUCUGCUGCUCGAGACCCAGGCUACAGUAGAUAUCAAGGACAUCAACGGCAUGCGCCCCCUCCACUACGCAGCGUGGCAGGGUAAAGCAGACUCGGUCCUAUUGUUGCUGAGAGCCGGAGCUUCAGUCAACUCCACCUCCAAUGAUGGACAGAUGCCAUUACAUCUCUCUGCUCAGUAUGGACACUACGAGGUGUCUGAGAUGCUGCUGCAGCACCAGUCUAAUCCCUGCCUGAUGAACAAGGGGAAGAAGACGCCUCUAGAUCUGGCCUGCGAGUUUGGGAGACUGAAGGUGGCUCAGUUGCUGCUGAGCAGUAACAUGGUGGCCGCGCUGUUAGAAGGGGACAGCGGGCACGAGAACAUGGACUCUCCAUCCACCACUCCUCUCCACCUGGCAGCCAGGAAUGGACACAAAGACAUAAUCAAGUUGCUGCUCAAAGCCGGUAUUGACAUCAACAGAGCCACCAAAGCCGGGACGUCUCUGCACGAGGCUUCCCUGUAUGGCAAAACGGAAGUAGUGCGGCUGCUGCUGGAUGCGGGCAUCAAUGUGAACAUGCGCAACACGUACAACCAGACGGCUUUGGAUAUCGUCAACCAGUUCACCACCUCCACAGCCAGCAGGGAGAUCAAACAGUUGCUUAGAGAAGCGUCAAGCUCUCUCCAGGUCAGAGCGUUGAAGGACUACUGGAACCUCCACGACCCCACCGCUCUUAACCUCCGGGCUGGAGAUCUUAUUAUGGUCCUGGAGCAGCACUCAGACGGCCGCUGGAAAGGUCACAUCCAUGACACCCAGCGGGGGACAGACCGGGUGGGCUACUUCCCCCCUUCAGUGGUGGAGGUCCUCAGCAGACGAGCAGGGGUCACUCUCUCCCGGCAAGCCUCAAUGUCUAGCCAACGACAACAUUUAACGUCCAGAGUUUCUCCCUCAAGCCAUGGUUCCACCCCUCAGACUGAUGACUCAUACACCCUUGGUUAUGAUCCCGCAGGUGACAGACACAGUGUUGGGAGUGCCGGCAGUGUGGGCAGCAGCCGCAGCGCUGGCAGCGGCCAGAGCUCAGAGAGCGGCCACAGACAGAAUGGGAUUCAAAACCGCCACAAUGCUGACCCUGGCAAGCUGGCUCCCUCUGCUGGUGAAUCAGGAGACCACCUCCACAUUGCAGGAGCAGAGCGCCACAAACAGGCUGAUGGAUCCACAGGUGGUUCCCGUCGGCAAGUCAACGGCACUUCCCAGAAAGGCUUCGUGAGGCCGGAAGAGCUUCUGGAAGGCAAGGACUCUGAGGCCAUCUACCAAUGGCUGUAUGAGUUCCAGUUGCAGCAGUACACAUCAAACUUCAUCAGCGCAGGAUAUGAUGUACCCACCAUCAGCAGGAUGACCCCUGAGGACCUGACGGCCAUCGGAGUGACCAAACCAGGCCACAGAAAGAAGAUCUCAAUGGAGAUUGGCAAGCUGAACAUCCCCGAGUGGCUGCCUGAUUACAUCCCUCCGGACCUGGGCGAGUGGCUGAGUGUGAUCGGACUGCCUCAGUACCAGAAGAGAUUGUGUGACAACGGUUAUGACUCCAUUACGAUUGUCAAAGACAUCAGCUGGGAGGACCUGCAGGAGAUAGGCAUUAGCAAACUGGGCCACCAGAAGAAGCUAAUGUUAGCGGUGAAGCGACUCUGCGACCUGCAGCGCUUCCGUAACCAUGCCGACAGAGCUGGAGGCGGGACUCUCCGACGGAACCUCCCCGGCGCCCUGGAAAUUGUGGCCAUCGAGCACACGCCAACGCACAAUGUGCAGGCUCACGCUCCUCCUGACGACUGCUGCCCCUCCCCUCGCACCCCCAGGGCGCUCCUCUCCUUCCAGGACAGCGAGUUGAGCGCCGAGUUGCAGAGCGCCAUGAAGGGCAGGGCCGGGGGAGGAGCUGCCGAGGCGUUCGGCAUCAGGGGCGUGCCCUCUGCAGCAGCUCUGUCGGCCAUGUCAGUCAGUCAGGAGAGCAUUAGCGUGCGAUCGCGCGGGUCAGGGAAUUCAGGAAAUUCAAAUUCAGGCUAUUCUCAAGAUCACCAAGCUGCACCAUCUUCAGCCAGGAUAUCCAGCCGGUCAGAGGAGAGUCUGGGGAGUGGUGCGGGGGAGGAGGCCGGUAGAAGUAGACCGAGACCCACAGAGAUGUGGGAGCACCUGAGUCGCUCUGCUACCCCGAACAAACUCCCCUUCUCCCCUCUGACACCUCCGUUAACACCCAGCAAGAUGCCCCGCUUUGCCUACCCGGCCGUCCCACCCAAAGACACACACUUCCAGUCCCCCAUCCGUCUCUAUCAGCCACAGCACCACACAACCUCCUCCCCUUCCUCUCCAUCCCCACAACCUUCCCCCAUACAGAAGGCCUUCAGUUACCUCCAUGCCCAGGCAGGAGGCAUCAAUGGGGCUUCGCGGGGACUCUCCAAACCUCUGCCUGGAGCGGUGCCUCUGCUGGGACCCCGGCCUGGACAUGACCCUGGUGGUGACGCCCAGAGGGGCACAAACAAAAAGCGCGCCCAAAGCCUGACUCGCUACGCUCUGUCCGACGGCGAGCCGGACGACGAAGACGCCCUCGCUCCCCCCUGCACCUCUGCUUCCUCUUCCGCCAUGCCCUCCUACGCCACCCUGUCGCGCAGGCCGGGACGCGGGCACACGAGUGCCACGGGGACCCAACGGCACAUCAACCGCAGCCACUCGUUUGCCGUGCGAUCCCGAAGCAAAGGCCCGCCCCCGCCACCGCCCAAAAGGAUGAGUUCAGUAAGUGGCAGCCCGGUACGUCAACCAGGAAACGGGAAGGUGGUGGAGCCAGAGGAGAAGCAAGGGGGGGAGACGGAGGGCACAGGCUCUGUGAGGAGCAUCGCAGCCAGGCUAGAGGGAAGCAGCAGCUGCAGUCUAUCUCGGAGGAUCGAUAUCCCACCAACUCAUGUCCAAGUUUCACCUGUUUUCAUCCCCAUUUCUUCUCCGAUUCCACAUGUGAUGAGUCCUCACGCAAUCCAACAGCAAUACAAACCUGUCCCUGCCCUGGGCUUGGGGGGCCUGAGGAGGACGGGUAGCGAGAGGUCAGAAGUGGAGACUGCCAGACAAAGAGGUGGAGGCUCGCAGGGAUCACUUGAGGACAAUGCAAGGAAAGGGGAAAGAAUGUCGAAGAGUGCUACGGCGUCUCCAAAGCACAGCUCAGGUGGCCACCUCCCUUUCGCUGAAGAAGGCAUCCUCACUAUCAAACAGCGGCCCAGGACAGCAGUUGUCCCCCACGCCGACGGCGAAGUCAAGACCCCGAACAGCCUGGAGCUCCCCGAGUUCAAUCUGAAGGAGUCUGACACGGUGAAAAGACGGCACAAACCCAAAGACUCAUUGACGCCUGAGGAGGCUGAGUCCCCCAACAGAGAGUACAAACACCCGCAGACCAACAGUCUCCACACACCCAACGAUGACAGGGCGCUGAGCGACGAUGAAUCUCAGAGGCCGGGGAACGUGUUUCGUAGAGUAGGCUCCCUUGGAAAAGGCCCAAAGCCACCAGUGUCCUCGAAACCUUCCAGUCCUCUCAAACAACCGGCCAACAGCAAACCGACAAUCCCCCGGAAAUCCGUCUCUUCGGGACAAGCUAGUGGCCAAACAGCCAUUCCGAAACUAACCAGCGUACAGAUUCACACAGUCUCGCCAAAGCUGGGCGCCAUUAUACACACCCAGGCAUGUGUACCCGGCCCCACACCCGUGAACCCACAGACGGUGAUGUCCAAACCAGAGAGUCCCAAGAAAGCGUCUGGUUUGUCCGUAUCGAGACUCCCUCAGCACGGCAUGGUCCCGGCAUCAGCAGCAGGACUGAACCUCCUUUUGGUCCAAAGUGUUGUUUUUGCUGCUCCGCCCCCCCCAGCUCCGGCCCCUUCGUACUUCACCUCGGCCCCAGCCGGUCAGGCAGGGAGAGCGCCGACAUCCCCGGCAGGUGCGGUCGGUCUGGAGGUGCUGGCUCACAAGAGGCUGGAGCAGACCAGUACGUCGCUGGAGGCUGCGCUCAAAGUGGUGGAGAACAAACUGGCACAGGGGAGCAGUGUGGACAGUGGCAGCGGCACCGUGAAGGCGGCAGGGAACAUUCUCGAUGACAUUGGCAACAUGUUUGACGACCUGGCUGACCAGCUGGACGCCAUGUUGGAGUGACCCGGCUGACCUCUGAGGCACAAAGUCCCCGUCAGAGGGGAGCGAUGGACAAACACGUAGACUGAGAAGCCGGCGAGCAGGAGAUGGAGAUGGAGGUGGAGGUGGUCCUCUGUCGCUGGUAAGAACAGAGACGGUGGAGGUGCUCGGCUCCUCUUCGUGACUGGGUGAAUCAAGAAAAUAGAUACUUUAUUUAACCCCGGAAUACUCAAAAAGUGCACAUUUGAGGAUUUCCUGCACAACCUUUUCGCAAUAUUGCCCAGUUUUUCAACGCGAGCACUUCGCCUUAGGGCCCACACCUGGGAAUGUUAUUGGAGCAACAACAGGCAGCAGCUUCCAGACGUGUGUGUGUGUGUGUGUGUGUGUGUGUGUGUGUGUGUGUGUGUGUGUGUGUGUGUGUGUGUGUG